AUGGUGCACUGUGCCGGCUGCAAAAGGCCCAUCCUGGACCGCUUCCUCUUGAACGUGCUGGACAGGGCCUGGCACGUCAAGUGCGUCCAGUGCUGUGAAUGUAAAUGCAACCUGACCGAGAAGUGCUUCUCCCGGGAAGGCAAGCUCUACUGCAAGAACGACUUCUUCCGGUGUUUCGGUACCAAAUGCGCAGGCUGCGCACAGGGCAUCUCCCCUAGCGACCUGGUGCGGAGAGCACGAAGCAAAGUGUUUCACCUGAACUGCUUCACUUGCAUGAUGUGUAACAAGCAGCUCUCCACCGGCGAGGAGCUCUACAUCAUCGACGAGAACAAGUUCGUGUGCAAAGAGGAUUACCUAAGUAACAGCAGUGUCGCCAAAGAGAACAGCCUCCACUCGGCCACCACGGGCAGUGACCCCAGUUUGUCUCCGGAUUCCCAAGACCCAUCACAGGACGACGCCAAGGACUCUGAGAGCGCCAACGUGUCGGACAAGGAAGGGGGCAGCAACGAGAAUGACGACCAGAACCUUGGUGCCAAGCGCCGGGGACCGCGAACCACCAUCAAAGCCAAGCAGCUGGAGACGCUGAAGGCGGCAUUUGCCGCCACGCCCAAGCCCACGCGCCACAUCCGUGAGCAGCUGGCCCAGGAGACCGGGCUCAAUAUGCGCGUCAUCCAGGUGUGGUUCCAAAACCGGCGCUCCAAGGAGCGGAGGAUGAAGCAGCUGAGCGCGCUGGGCGCCCGGCGCCACGCCUUCUUCCGAAGUCCACGCCGGAUGCGGCCGCUCGUGGACCGCCUGGAGCCGGGCGAACUCAUCCCCAACGGCCCCUUCUCCUUCUACGGAGAUUACCAGAGCGAGUACUACGGUCCCGGGGGCAACUACGACUUCUUCCCGCAAGGCCCCCCGUCCUCGCAGGCCCAAACGCCGGUGGACCUGCCCUUCGUGCCCUCCUCCGGGCCUUCCGGGACGCCCCUGGGCGGCUUGGAGCACCCUCUGCCGGGCCACCACCCGUCGAGCGAGGCGCAGCGGUUCACCGACAUCCUGGCUCACCCGCCUGGGGACUCGCCCAGCCCCGAACCCAGCCUGCCCGGGCCCCUGCAUUCCAUGUCGGCCGAGGUCUUCGGGCCCAGCCCGCCCUUCUCCUCGCUGUCGGUCAACGGCGGGGCGAGCUACGGGAACCACCUGUCCCACCCCCCAGAAAUGAACGAGGCGGCCGUGUGGUAG
Lepus europaeus (European hare) is the source of this 1221-nucleotide messenger RNA. RefSeq names its product LIM homeobox 1 (gene LHX1). NCBI's taxonomy places the organism in Eukaryota, Metazoa, Chordata, Mammalia, Lagomorpha, Leporidae. The record is from RefSeq and is a predicted model, not a curated record. The coding region runs from base 1 to 1221 and encodes 406 amino acids. The transcript is spliced from 5 exons. Gene Ontology annotation, cellular component: nucleus. Gene Ontology annotation, molecular function: RNA polymerase II transcription regulatory region sequence-specific DNA binding; DNA-binding transcription factor activity, RNA polymerase II-specific. Gene Ontology annotation, biological process: neuron differentiation; regulation of transcription by RNA polymerase II.